AUGAAUCAAACUGUAGUUACCAGUUCCGCUUCCUCUACACUGGCUACGUCUGGAUCAUCCAUAUUGCUUGAGUCAUCCAGAUCAUCUACUGUAGACCCAAUUUUCCGCACUGUUUCGGAAUCGUCUGCUGGUUCAGCUGUUAGCACUGCCACAUCCGCAGACCCAGCCGUUAGUUCUUCUACAUCAUCCGCUGAUCCAACAACCAGCUCCUCCACAUCAUCUGCUAACCCAACUGUUAGCUCUUCCGGACCAUCUGCUGACCCAACCAUUAGUUCUUCCACUACGGGCUCCAAGGAUCAUGAAUCUACAGUUUCUUCUACUUCCGCUAGAACCAGCUCAGCUUCUAACUCUUCUGAUAAUCAAUCCAAGAUUAUUAGCACCUCUACCAUUUAUUCCAACAAUUUUGAAACUACCACUGUUUCUGCUUCAAUCUCUUCCAAGUCGCCAAGUUCUCAUAGUUUAUUGUCUAUCUCGUCUACUCCAGCUAUCACUGAUACCAAAUCAUCCGGUAUGAAAACUGAAACCACGAGUUCUGCUAUUGGGUCUACUCCAUCUAGUAUGAAAACUGAAGUUAUUACUUCUUCCUCUGCUUCAUCUUUCAAGGGACAAGAAACUACUAGCGAAGACGCUACUUCUGCAUCUUACCGCGAUCGUACUACUAUUGAAAAAGUGACUUCUGCUGUCACAACAGGCGAAAAAACUACUUUGAUUACAGUUACUUUCUGUGAGUCUGGCGUCUGUUCUGAGACUGCCACUUCUGCUAUCGUUUCUACCGCCACGACCACUGUCAGUGGCGUUGCUACGGAAUACACUACGUGGUGUCCUGUUUCCACUAAUAAACCAACAAAGCAAACUACUUUAGUUACAGUUACUUCUUGUGAGUCUGGUGUCUGCUCCGAAACUGCCUCUCCUGCCAUCGUUUCUACAGCCACAACUGUCGUCAAUGACGCUGUUACAGCAUACACCACAUGGUGCCCAUUAACAACCAAUAGAGUGACAGUUAGCGCAAGUACUACCACUGGCGUUACUGAUAACUCUGUCAACCCCGAAGCUGCUGAAACGAAAACCGUGACCCACAGCAACGACGUGCCUUCGAUUUCAGAAUCUGGUCAUGCUGAAGCACAUCCAGCUACCAUGGCUGAUGCGAUUGGCCAUAGCAGUAGCGUGCCUUCGGUUUCAGGGACUGCUAAUACCAAGGGCUUUGCAAGUUCCAACUUGAACACUGCCUACGAACAACCUCGCAGCACAUCCAUAAGCGAUGUAGUAGGAUCUAAUACUGCCUCUUUAGAAAUUUCAAGCUAUGCUGGUAGUGCCAACGGUCUAGUAGCCAAUAGUGCUUUAAGCGUCUUCAUUGCCUCCGUAUUGCUGGCAUUCUUUUGA
Messenger RNA from Saccharomyces eubayanus, 1380 nucleotides. RefSeq lists its product as uncharacterized. Lineage: Eukaryota; Fungi; Ascomycota; Saccharomycetes; Saccharomycetales; Saccharomycetaceae. The record is from RefSeq and is a predicted model, not a curated record. The transcript has a single exon. The coding region runs from base 1 to 1380 and encodes 459 amino acids.